This is a messenger RNA of Ctenopharyngodon idella (grass carp), 2305 nucleotides long. It is a transcript of the gene cd276, whose product is annotated as CD276 molecule. The record is from RefSeq and is a predicted model, not a curated record. Lineage: Eukaryota; Metazoa; Chordata; Actinopteri; Cypriniformes; Xenocyprididae. The transcript has 8 exons. Bases 361 to 1263 code for a protein of 300 amino acids.
ACCAGACUGGAGCGAGCGCAAGAAUGAUGUAGGAGUGGUUUCACUUACCGACCGGAGGAAAACCAUCUCAAAGAAACGCUAUUUCACCCAGCUUUAUCUUCACAAACAAACCGCGCGCUUUCAGAUGUAAUUCACGCGCACUGAACACAUGAACGAGGAAUGACAGAGAAUAAAGUUAGUCGCGUGUCUUCUCGGAUCUCCUGCUAGUGGUUAUUAUUCACACAGCUGGAUGAGCGGCUCUUUGUCCUAGUCUAACUUCUCAUUGCUGGGAUGUGCCGUGAUUGAAGGAUCUGCCCCGCUGUUACACACACAGACUCACACACUCUCGGUCGGAUCACACACACUCCGCUCACCGUCGCCAUGUUGGCCCUCCUGUUGUGCGCUCUGCUGGCUGUCCGCUCUCACGCUCUGAAUGUCCACGUCCCAGAAUCCCCUGUGGUGGCUCUGUUUGGGAUGGACACCGUCCUCAACUGCUCUUUCUCAGGGGCCUCAGAGUUUAACCUGUCUGACCUGAGUGUGUUCUGGCAGCUCUCGGACACGAAGCGCAUCGUACACAGUUAUCGGCAGAGCCAGGAUCAGCUGAUCGACCAAGAUGAGAGAUUCGCCAACCGCACCAGCCUGUAUCCAGAUCAGCUGAUGGCCGGCAACAUCUCGCUCCUGCUGAAGAAAGUGCGCGUCGCGGACGAGGGAAGUUACACGUGUUUCGUCAGAGUGCAGACGUACAGCAGCGGAUCCAUGCUGAUGCAAGUGGCAGCUCCGUUCUCCAAACCCCUGGUCACCUGGGGCACAGAGUCCAACCUGAAGCCCGGCGACGUGGUCGCCCUCACCUGUGUGGCAUAUGGUGGUUAUCCUGAGGCGCAGGUGUUGUGGCAGGACGGCGCGGGACGCAACCUGACGGACAACAUUACCAUCUCACAAGUAGCCAACGAGGAGGGUCUCUUCAGUGUAAAGAGUGUCCUGACCGUCAUUCUGGAGCCCAACAGCACCUACAACUGCCGACUGACCAAUCCACUGCUCGGAGAGGAAGGACAAGCUUCUGUUACCAUCACGGGCCAAAAUCUAGUGUUUCCUCCGGUGGCUCUGUGGGUGACGGUCGGUCUGGCCGUGUGUUUGCUGGGUCUGCUCAUCGCGCUCGCUGCCGUCUGCCGCAGGAAGAUCCAGGAGAGCUGUGAGGAGAUGAGAGCUGAGGAAGAAGCCAAAGAACUUGAGGAAGCCAAAGAACUAGAAGAAGCCAAGUCAGCCGCAACACCUCUGAAGAGCUAAAGUUGGAGACCACAGAUCCAGCAGUCAGCGAGCGACACGAGCACGAACCAUUCCUCCGAUCCAGCAGCGUUUCAUAAGGGAUUUAAACUUGUGUGUUUCACGCAUGGAUAGUAAAACUUUACAUUUUGACAUUUCACUCAAUUUGAUUCCUGUGUGCAUGAGGGAAGCCGCAUGUGGGGUGAAACAGAGCAACGACUGACUGAUUGAUCAUGAAAACCCACCCAUGCGUCGAUUCAUACGCCGAAUUGGACUGAACUAUAAAGGUAUGAGAAGAACCCAGACAGAAAACCUCCCUUUCAUAUUCCCCACUCGUUCCUAAAUAACAUCAAGAGCCUGUCCUCAUUUAUCUCUCCCACCUUUGCUCAUCCUCGAGCGUCUGAGAUGUAUGGCAUGAGAUUGUAAUUGUAUGCAGAACGUGUUAAAGGGGAAAUCUGUUUGAAAAGCAUUGGUUCUGACAAGCUCUCGGCUCCAGCACUGACACCAGCUCUGCAUUAGGACAGAAGCUCCAUGCAACAUCUCUGACCUAAUAGAAAGUGAGUAGCUUAAAAAAGCAGCCGGCGAACCGUCAGCAUCUCAGACGAGGAAGGCGCUGGAUUUCUCUCCUUCCCUCUCUCACUAGCUCCUUACGACCGGCCUAAUUAAUGCCUGCCCGUGAAGUAACUUGUAGCUGUCAGCGUCUGCCUGCUCCGCAAAAAUCCAAUAACUUCAGGGAGCAAUUUAGAUGGAACACCAGCUAAGCUCCUGAAAACUAUGAAUGCUGCAUAUGAGACACGCCCCGCGUCCUGCGCUGAGAUCGCUAGUGUUCAUGUCUGUAACACCACAGCUGGAAUGAAUUGCAGAUUGUAUUUUGAAACUCUGUUUUUUUUUUUUUUAUAUAUAUAUAUAUAUAUAUAUAUAUAUAGGUACAUUGAAUAUAGGUACAUUGAAUAUUGGAUAUAUUUGAAUUUGAAAUGUGCCAAAAAAUAAUUGGAGGCUUUAUUGCAAACAUGUUGUGCCUGUCUUUUAUUACGUAUGUAAAUUAAAAUGGUUCUCACUCUUAGAA